This is a messenger RNA of Cordyceps militaris CM01, 2982 nucleotides long. RefSeq names its product oligopeptide transporter. Gene Ontology annotation, molecular function: oligopeptide transmembrane transporter activity. NCBI's taxonomy places the organism in Eukaryota, Fungi, Ascomycota, Sordariomycetes, Hypocreales, Cordycipitaceae. The record is from RefSeq and is a predicted model, not a curated record. The coding region runs from base 1 to 2982 and encodes 993 amino acids. The transcript is spliced from 2 exons. Gene Ontology annotation, biological process: transmembrane transport.
AUGCGCACGCCCUUCCUGCCACCGACAAAAGUAUCGGCACCUUCCUUUCUGCAGCUCGAAGACGGGGGUGGCAUUGAACAUGAGUACCUCAACUAUAUAUUAUCUCUCAUCCCCGGCCGCAUUUCUUACCUCGACCUAUCCGUCUCGUCUCUUCUCCCUGGUCUCAGACGAGUUCCUUUGCCGCUUUCCCUCUUUGCAGCCAAGAAGCAUUCUCUCACCAUGUCUGAGCGCAAACCCUUUGCCAGCGACCCUCUUGGGGACGGCGACGCGCCGCACACCACCGCCUCGGGCGUGGACGAAAAGGCCGACGUCGCCCGCCACCAGACCACCAUGGUCGACGUCAGCGUGCACCGGCUCGCCGAGAAGCGCGGGGACGGCGCCGACGGCCUCGCGCCCAUGGACGACAUUGAGCAGGUCAUGACCAAGAUCGAGGUCCUCGGCGUCGAGGAGUGCCGCCAGAUCCUGUCCGACAUGCUCGAGUACCACAAGUACGACUACAACUUUGGCGACGACACCCGCACCCGCUUCUGGAACCUCAUCAGCGGGCCCGCCGACGGCCAGACCCCGGAUGAGUGGGAGACGGAGCUCAAGACGGAGACGGCUGUCUGCAAGUUCUUCUCCCCGUACCCCGAAGUCCGUGCCAUUACCGACGCGACCGACGACGAGGACAUGCCCUGCGAGACGCUCCGUGCCGUCUUCCUCGGCCUCGUCUGGGCCGUCAUUUCGCAAUUCACUAAUUCGCUCUUCAACUCACGCUACCCGCAAAUCGUCCUCUCCUCGGCCGUCGCCCAAAUCCUGCUCUACCCGUGCGGCAUGGUCUUGCAGUAUAUGCUUCCCGACUGGGGCUUCACCUGGCGUGGCUCCCGCGUUUCCCUAAAUCCUGGACCCUGGACCUAUAAGGAGCAGAUGCUCGCCACCAUCAUGAUCAAUGUUGGUUCUACGUCGGCAUACUGCUUCUGGAACAUUCAGACACAGACCGUCUACUAUCACGACAAGUGGCUGACGCCCGCCUAUAGCAUCAUGCUGCUCCUCGCCACCCAGAUGAUGGGCUUGGGCUUCUCUGGUCUGCUGCGUCGCUUUGUCAUUUACCCUGUGGAAGCCAUUUGGCCUAGCAUCCUACCUACCCUUGCUCUGAACCGCGCCUUACUAGUGCCUGAAAAGCGUGAGACUAUACAUGGGUGGUCUAUUACCCGAUAUAAGUUCUUCUUCAUCGUCUUUGCCGGCACGUUUGUGUAUUAUUGGCUUCCUGGCUAUCUGUUCCCUGCUCUUAGCACCUUUGCUUGGAUGACCUGGAUUGCUCCUCGCCACUUCAACCUCAACAUUAUUACUGGCUCCAUGGCUGGUUUGGGAUUCAACCCAAUACCUACCUUUGAUUGGAACUACAUGUCUGUCUACUCUCAGCCGCUGGUCUACCCCUUCUUCGUCACCCUUCAGCAGUACAUUGGCAGUAUCAUCGGAGGUCUUGCCAUUGUUGGCCUGUACUGGAGCAAUGUUCAGUGGACGGCGUACCUUCCAAUCAACGACUCGGGCAUCUUUGACAACUUGGGUCACCGCUAUAAUAUUUCCCGCGUCGUCGUCCCCGGUACCGGUACCCUUAACCAGACCGCCUACGAGGAGUACUCGCCCGCAUUCUACAGCGCCGGAAACCUGGUUGUCUACGGAGCCUUUUUCGCCUUUUAUCCACUGACCUUUGUUUUCAUCUUCCUCGAUGCCUGGCGUCCUCUUUGGCGUGCCACCAAAUCAAUGUGUACGUCUGUUGCCGAACUCACGACUCGCAUUCUCAGUGGUGUUGGCAAAUCUGUUGGUGCUCUGGCUCGCGGACGUGUUGUUGACAGUGGCCGCCAUCUGCUCAACAUCUCCCAGACUGAGUCAUCCAUCUAUGAUGGGUUCGACAACGCGCUGACAGACUUGGUCCGCAAAUACCCCGAAGUUCCCGACUGGUGGUUCUUAAUCAUUGCCCUCAUCUCCUUCAUCUUCUCCAUCAUCAUUUUGAAAGAGUGGCCCCAGCUUGAUACCCCUGUCUGGACCAUCUUCUUCGUCAUCGCUUUGAACCUUAUUUUCCUGGUCCCCAUGUCGUACCUGUACGCCAUUUCUGGUACUACGGAGGGACUCAACGUUGUCACGGAGCUUAUUGUUGGAUAUGCUCUUCCUGGCCAUCCCGAAGCCCUCAUGUUCGUCAAGGCCUUCGGUUAUAACAUCAACGGUCAAGCCGACAAUUACAUCUCUGAUCAAAAGAUGGGAUUCUACGCCAAGCUACCCCCUCGUGCCAUGUACCGCGGUCAGGUCCUCAGCUCCUUUGUCAGCAGUUUCGUCGCGUACGCUGUUGUUCAGUUCGCCGAUAACGAGAUCCCUCACAUUUGCGACCCUCACCAGGAGUCCAACUUCACCUGCGCCAAUGGUUCUCGCGUCUACUUUGCUGCCUCGGUGGUCUGGGGUGCAAUUGGUCCUGCCCGUACCUUUUCGCAGAUGUACCCCGCUCUCAAAUACUGCUUCCUGCUCGGCUUCCUUUUGGCUGUUUUCUGGUGGACCGGGAAGCGCUUCGGCAGCAACGUCCGCAACGCCGCCAAGAAGGCCCUGCCCAGUGCCAUCUACACGCCCAUCAACAUCAUCUUCUUCAAGCCCCUGGCGCUGCUCAGGGACAUCCAUCCUUCGUUGGUCAUGAACGGCUUCCUAUUCUGGGCUCCCAACAACCUUUCGUACUUUACCGGAGGUCUGUACGCGGCGGCUGCCUUCAUGUACUACCUCCGCCGGUACAAGACUGCUUGGUGGGAAAAAUACAACUAUCUUCUUUCGGCGGCUAUGACUGGUGCCGUUGCUUUCUGCGGCAUCAUCAUAUUUUUCGCUGUGCAGUACCACCCCAAGGAUAUUGACUGGUGGGGAGUCAGCAUUGUGGCCAACACCAUUGAUGGUCGUGGCCUGGACGGUGAACAGUCCUCCCUACUUAAACCGAACGGUACCUUUGGUCCAGCCAAGUGGAAUUAA